AUGAGGGUGAAAGUGUUGCUCGUCCUUACGGUCCUUGCUGCAGGAUCCGUUAAUGCGGCCAGGAGGAGAGUUAGGUCCACGACGGCGGUGACCACGAUGACGACGACGACACCAACGUCGUUCAUCGGCAGGCAGCUCGGUUUCGUCGGACAGCCCGAAGAAGGUGAGACUCUCUGGGACAACUACGACAUUCAGAAAUUGGACAGCCGUGCCGAAACAUGGAAGAAUUCGAGCAACGCGUCGGAGAAGCACGACGAGGCCGUUUUUAAUACCGGCAGACAAUACCCUGGCUUUCCGGGGAAUCCGGGGGAGACGAAUGAACUACCUAGUCCCAUCUCGCCGCAACCUGUGCCGCCUCCGCAGCAUCCCGCACCAGGUUGUUUAGGCCUGCGGGGCCAGUACCCGAGCCCGAAGAGCUGCGCCAACUACCUCAACUGUUGGGACGACGUUGUAAUAGAGCAGACCUGUCCGAACGGGCUGCUCUUCAACGACGUUACCAACGUCUGCGACUUCGACUACAACGUCAACUGCGGCAACCGGCCUCCCGCCACGCCGAAACCGCCGUUGCCGCCGGGGUCGAAGCUGUGCCCGGACCCGAACGGCCGCUACAGGAGCUCGACGAACUGUUCAGAAUUCUACGUGUGUCUCGCAGGCAGACCCAUCAAGUUCAGCUGUCCUCGCGGUCUGGUCUAUAAUGACGUGCUGAACGUAUGCGACUACCCAUACAACGUGGACUGCAAAGGCACUGCCACGCCGAAACCGCAGUCGCCGACUCAAACACCUCCGCAAACACCUUCACACCCGUCUCCUACGUAUCCAUCUCCUAAGCCACCUACUUAUCCUUCUCCUCAACCGCCCAUCUAUCCUUCACAACCACCGACCUAUCCUCCGCAAUCACCGACCUAUCCUCCGCAACCACCGACCUAUCAACCGCAGCCGUACCCACCACCGCCGCCGUCCUAUCCAGGAAAUCCCUGGCUGAGUAAGGUUGAGCCGGAUCCCUGGAAUCAACGGCCGCCCGCAUCUCAGAUAGAGAUCGACAAGGAACGGCUCCAACAAGAAGAAUUGAAUUUCUCUAACGGUCAACCGCUCGGCAAUCAGCCGCUGGACGUGACGGAAACGUCGAGUCUGGCGAACCCCUGGAAUCUCCUCCAAGUGGUACCACCCGAGAUGAUGAAUGCUCCGUGUAAAGAUGGGGACGUGCACAGACUCAACGAGGCUUGCACCAAUAUGGUGGUUUGUAGAAAUGAGAGACCUCAGAUAGUGAGAUGUUUGUCGGGCUUCUCGUAUGACAAACCCUCGGAUUCCUGCAGACCCUUCAGCGUUGCCAAAUGUUAA
This is a messenger RNA of Dinoponera quadriceps, 1338 nucleotides long. Its product is annotated as WAS/WASL-interacting protein family member 3-like. The record is from RefSeq and is a predicted model, not a curated record. NCBI's taxonomy places the organism in Eukaryota, Metazoa, Arthropoda, Insecta, Hymenoptera, Formicidae. The transcript is spliced from 5 exons. The coding region runs from base 1 to 1338 and encodes 445 amino acids. Gene Ontology annotation, molecular function: chitin binding. Gene Ontology annotation, cellular component: extracellular region.